Molecule: messenger RNA, 339 nt
Organism: Aureococcus anophagefferens
Lineage: Eukaryota; Pelagophyceae; Pelagomonadales; Pelagomonadaceae
Exons: 1
Source: RefSeq, a predicted model, not a curated record
CGCGAGGAGCCCUACCUCGUCGAGUUCUACGGCAUCAUGUGCGAGCAGUGCGACGAGAUGCUCGGCCCCAUGCGGCGCCUCGAGAAGAAGCUGGGCACGAAGAUCCUCAAGUACGAGGUCUGGAACGACCCCGCGGCCUACAAGCUCAUGCAGUUCCUCGACAAGACGCCCGCGGGCCGGAGCCAGUGCGGCGGGCUGCCCUUCUUCUACAACCGGAAGACGGGCGCCGUCGUCUGCGGCGCGACGACGGAGGCGAACCUCGAGGACUGGGCCGCGGGCCGCAAGCACGCCGUCGUGCUCACGCCGCCGCCGUCGCCCGACCAGAUCAAGGUCCAGGGC